UUUCUUAAAUAUGUGGCUGUGAUGCUGUCAUUGGCUCCCCAUUCUAGUAUUUAAAGGUGUGAGUGCCGUAAUUCUACACAGGCUUUACCCGCAAUUUUUUGAUUUAGAUGCAAUUUGGUGGUUAUUGGUUAAAAAUUAUAACUGCUUUGGAAUCGUGUGAAUCAAUUGCGUGACACUGAUACUUGAUACUGUAAGAUGUCCCGGUUAGAUUUGGUGAUUUUUGGGGCCACAGGGUUCACUGGCAAACAUGCUGUGAUGGAAUGUGCUAGAAUUGCCAAGAAGAAGGCUGGCCUUACUUGGGGCAUUGCAGGCCGGUCACAGUCUAAACUCAAUGCUGUGCUUGAGGAAGCUUCUAAAAAGACUGGCGAGGAUCUAUCAUCUAUCCCGGUGUUGAUAGCGGACGUUGGUGAUGAAGAAUCGCUGUUCGCGAUGUGCCAACGUGCCAAAGUGCUAGUCAACUGCUGCGGUCCGUAUCGGUUAUACGGCGAGCCCGUGGUCGCGGCUGCAGUGCGGGCGAAAUCACACUACGUUGAUGUUAGCGGGGAACCACAGUUCAUAGAGUCGAUGCAGCUGCGGUACGACGCGGCGGCGCGCGCGGCCGGCGUCUACGUCAUCAGCGCGUGCGGCUUCGACAGCAUCCCUAAUGACCUCGGCGUGGUCUUCCUCGAGCAGAACUUUGAAGGUACUUUGAACUCCGUGGAGUCGUACAUAAGCGCGCACGUGGCGGGCGAAGCCAGUGCACUGGCGCGCCGGCAUGGCGUCGUGCACCGCGGCACGUGGGAGUCCAUCGUCUAUGGCGUGACGCACCGCAACGAGCUGCCCGCGCUGCGCAAACAGCUGUACCCCACGCGACUGCCCGACUUCUUCCCCGCGCUCGGGAAACGGACAAUACACAGGAAGAAUGGGGCAUGGUGCGUCCCCUUCCCUGGCGCGGACGCUUCCAUAGUAUACCGCACCCAGCGGGAACUCUACACCAGGACCAGCAAGCGCCCCGUCCAGUUCAGGGUCUACGUCCGGCUCCCCAACCUCGUGAGCCUCGUCGCCCUGCUCUUCGUGGGGUUCAUUCUGGUGGGGUUCAGCAUGGCGGCGCUGACGCGGCGCUGGCUGAUACGCCACCCGAAGCUGUUCACCUUCGGCGCGGUCACUGAUGAUGUGAAGGAGGAGGUGAUGGACAAUACUCACUUCCAAAUGGAGCUGCACGGUGAGGGGUGGGAGAAAGGCUCCGAUGAAACUGCACCCCCGAAUAAGAAGAUGGUCGCUAAGGUGCGCGGCACCAACCCCGGCUACGGCGCCACCGUGGUCGCGCUGCUGCACGCCGCGCUCACCCUGCACCACCCCCAGCGCAUGCCUCCCCCCGGCGUGUUGACAACCGGCGUCGCCUUCCGCGACACCGACCUCAUACAGCGGCUUCACGACAACGGACUACGUUUUGAAAUUGUACACAAAUAAACAUAUAUACCUCAUUAAUAAUUAUGUAUUUUAACAUAGAAAAUAUAUAGUUGCAGAUAAACACAAACAUAUGUCAAAGUUACAUUUGUUAAAAACUUUUGUGACUUAGAUUAGAGACAUAAGAGUCUGAGUCUGUCUAGCACGAACAUUUGAGCGUAAUAAAACUAUGGGGAACACCAAAAAACAUACACAUGUUGAUGUGUUAACGAAUACUUUCUCACCAAAUUUUCGUGCUCGGUCCCCUGAUGUGAGCCGUGUAUGUUGUGUUUAGUUUUGUAAUGUUUUAAAAGAAUCGAGUAUUUAUAGCACCAAAGAACAGUUUGUAUGUUUUUUGUCAUAUGUAAAACAUGUUCAGAAAUAGUUAAUAAUAAAAUAAUAUCA
Papilio polytes (common Mormon) is the source of this 1830-nucleotide messenger RNA. RefSeq names its product saccharopine dehydrogenase-like oxidoreductase. NCBI's taxonomy places the organism in Eukaryota, Metazoa, Arthropoda, Insecta, Lepidoptera, Papilionidae. The record is from RefSeq and is a predicted model, not a curated record. Gene Ontology annotation, biological process: glycolipid biosynthetic process. Bases 196 to 1449 code for a protein of 417 amino acids. The transcript has 9 exons. Gene Ontology annotation, cellular component: plasma membrane; lipid droplet; mitochondrion.